GGCUUAUCUUCUUGCUCUUCUAAGGCCUCGACCCGUCCAUCCCGCUGAGUACGUGACGACCAUUGUCGCCGUAGCCAAUGAUUACAUCCCCACACCUGCCGACCUUCCAUUGCACGAAAUCUCUCACCCACCUCCCCAUGCCCGCCUCCUGGAGGAGGACCGGUGAGGAAUCCCGUCGACGCCGCCGCCGCCGCUGCUGCCGCACCGCCCCUUAGCGUCAGCCGUUGCCCACCAUGGACUCCGGACCGGCCGACUACAACGAGGACGACUUCGAGGAGUACAACCCCCACCCUUACCAGGGCGGUUACGACAUUGCCCUCACCUACGGCACCCCCCUCCCCCCCUCCCCCGCCAUCUGCUACCCCCUCUCCUCUUCCACCCCCGGUCUUCCGCCACCGCCCCUUGCUGAAGAGCCCAAACCCGCCCCCACUCCCCGCUCCCCGCCACCGCAGGCGGCGGCGCCUAUCCCAGUGCCGGAGGCGGCGCCGAUCCCAGUGCCGGUGGCGCCAGUUCCAGUGCCGGAGCCGGAACCGGAGCGGCCCCCUCCUUACGACUACGGAACGCAAGGGAGCUAUCGGCCGGUACCCUAUUUCCCGGAUUUCUUCAGGUCCUGGCUCUUUCGGGUGGAGGGGCAUUGGAGCCCCUGGGGAAGGGCUCUGGAUUACCUCUUUGGGCACGCCCAGGGGUACGGCGAGAGAAGGAUUGGGGUCGAUAGCUAUGGGAUUCCUAUCUAUGCUAACAAAAAUCAGAGCAGUCAGUCGAUUUCGGUGCAGGUCGAGCCGGCACCGGCUCAAAGAUUGGAUUUUUACGAUGUCCACAGCGAGGAAGCUGACGAAAGUUGGUCAUCAUAUGGCGAGAGGAGGGAGGAGAGCUAUGGUUAUGUGAAUCCAACUUAUGCUUAUGAUAGGCGCUACUAUGAGCAGCCCCUUUCUAUUCAAGUGAGUCCAAGUGAGCACAAGGUCUUCGAAGAACAAGUGUAUCAUGAUCAGUAUUCAUCAUCGUAUGAUGAGAGUAAUUAUGUGACUGAUUUGUUUGGAAGUCUGAGCUAUGGUUAUGAAAGGCACUACCAUGAGCAGCCGCUAAAUGUUCAGAUUGAGCCAAUUGAGCAAACUUGGUCUCAGAAGUUGAGUUACAAUGAUGACUACCAGCAACCGGCAUCUCCUGAGUCCAACUGGCAUUCUUCAUCCUCUAAUGAACGAGGGGGUGAGGGCCAUAUAUUCGGAGAUCCAGACUAUGCAUAUAGAAGGCACUCCAACGAGCAGACUCAUGGUGAUCAGCUCGAGCCUUUCGUGCCAUCAUGGUCUAGAAAUCUGGGUUACCCUGAGUUUCACGGGGAGGAGGUUUCUCACAAGUCCAGCCGGGGGAAUGAGGACGAUAUGUUCACAAAUCUCAACCAUGCUUAUGAAAGGCAUUACCAUGAGGACCCCCUGUGUCUGCAGCUUGAGCCUUUCAAGCCAUCAUGGUCUCAGAAUCCAAGUUAUUAUAAGGUGUAUGACGAUGAAGUGCCUCCAAUGUCCAAUGGGGAUAACGACUCUGAGAACGAUGGUUUCCAAUUCUUUUACCCCUUCUAGAAGUACUCGGCCUAUGAUGAGUAAUGUCUACCUCAUUGCACUUCUCUUGAUAAUGUCUAUGAUGAUGAACAAUAUUUGUCUUGCUCCGCUCUGUGCGAAUGUGUAUAAACUUUCACAAUAAUAUGAUAUUCGUAUUCUUGCGCUGAAGCAAUUUGUAGUCUAGGUAGAAUGUGGUGUAACAGUGGUUACCGUGAGUAAAUGUACAUUCAUAGCUAGUUUAAUCAUUCUUUCCUUGGUUCCAUUA
This is a messenger RNA of Elaeis guineensis (African oil palm), 1815 nucleotides long. RefSeq lists its product as uncharacterized. The record is from RefSeq and is a predicted model, not a curated record. Lineage: Eukaryota; Viridiplantae; Streptophyta; Magnoliopsida; Arecales; Arecaceae. Gene Ontology annotation, molecular function: phosphatidic acid binding.